CCAUCAACCAAGUCUUUUCCCCUAUCCUCUCCCCCCCUUUCCUCUCAAGUUAGCUGAUAGCACGCACGAAACCAUGGCAAACACCGCAGACCCCCCAGUCAACCUCACGGCCAUGCAGCGGUUCCUUGCCGUGUACAAGCUCGUGGAGGACUUGCUGUUGAAUCUGGACUCGCGCACGCUGAAUUUCUCCAAGCGCGUGUGCCGGGCGUGGAGGGACCUCAUCGACGGAUCGGACGCCAUCAAGGAGGUGUACCUCAUGGUGCCGGAGCCCUAUCUGGGUCAGCGCCAGUUCCGGCGUCCAGUUCGCCCAGUUCGCCGGCGAAACACUCUAUUCAAUUGGCCUGGCAGAUGGCUACGCGCGUGGCUGCCACGAUGGUUUCCUCGCCGGCAUGUCAGGUGGGUGGAGGCUUUGAGAAGUGGCUGACGGUGCUGAUGAAUUGACUACAUUCUAGAUGGGCACCGGAGCCGAAUGGACCAGAGCCGAGAGGUCGAAGUCGGCGUCGGAUGAUUCCCAGGGAUGAACGCAACAUUUAUCGUUCAGUUUCACGGCAGAGACGGAUGGAGGUGACUCGUCGACAGAC
Messenger RNA from Aspergillus sclerotioniger CBS 115572, 581 nucleotides. RefSeq lists its product as uncharacterized. NCBI's taxonomy places the organism in Eukaryota, Fungi, Ascomycota, Eurotiomycetes, Eurotiales, Aspergillaceae. Bases 74 to 424 code for a protein of 116 amino acids. The record is from RefSeq and is a predicted model, not a curated record. Gene Ontology annotation, molecular function: protein binding. The transcript has a single exon.